Messenger RNA from Spinacia oleracea (spinach), 2557 nucleotides. RefSeq names its product probable thimet oligopeptidase. The record is from RefSeq and is a predicted model, not a curated record. Lineage: Eukaryota; Viridiplantae; Streptophyta; Magnoliopsida; Caryophyllales; Amaranthaceae. Gene Ontology annotation, biological process: peptide metabolic process; proteolysis. Bases 94 to 2235 code for a protein of 713 amino acids. The transcript has 21 exons. Gene Ontology annotation, molecular function: metalloendopeptidase activity.
ACGGUUCAACCUCAUUUCCCUCCCAAAUUUCCUCUAUCAUAUAAACUUCAUUUCUCUGAAUUCGGAGAGAGAGAAAGUAGACAGAAAUUGACGAUGGAGGGAGAAGACGACCGCCAUAGCCAGAGAGAGGAAAGCUUGAUAACAGGUAACAAUGGAGGUAGACAGAAGAAGAUAAUUGUUUUCACUGGAACCGCUGCUGUUUUUGCUGUCGCUUUUAAUUUCGCUUACGUCGCCUUCAAAUCCUACCAACAUCGCCAAAAAAUUCAAGAUCUUGUUGGGUCAAAUGUGAGGGUAAAUCUUUCAGCAAAUGAAAUUCGGAAAUUGGCAGAUCGUAUUAUCUCGGAGUCAACCGAGGUUCAUGAUGCUGUCGCUUCUGUGCCCAUUGAUAAGGUUACAUAUCAAGAUAUCAUGGUGCUAGCAGAACUAGAGGCAAAACAUUUUCCACUGGUCCAGUCUUGUGUUUUCCCAAGGUUAGUAUCGAGUUCAGCCGAAGUACGCAAAGCUAGUGCUGAAGCAGAGCAGAAAAUAAAUACACAUAUUGGGUCUUGCAGAAAGCGUGAGGAUGUGUUUUGCGUUGUAAAAGCUUUUGCUGCCAGAGGAGAAUGGAAUAGUGCUGAAGCAAAGUCGUAUGUUCAAUCUCUGGUUAGAGAUUUUGAGCAAAAUGGAUUGAACCUUACCUCAUCAAAGAAAGAGGAAGUUCAACGCUUGCAGGCUCAAAUUGAUGAUCUAAGUACGCAAUAUGUUCAAAAUAUCAAUGAUGAUCAAACAUUUCUUCUCUUUACUGAAUCGGAGAUAGAAGGAUUGCCCUCUGAACUCCUGCAGAUUUUCGACAGGGCUGGCAAAGAUAAAAUCAAGGUUACCUUGAAAAGUAAUCAUGUGCUGCCAAUACUAGAGCUUUGUAAAGUUGGAGCAACUCGGAGGAAGGUAGCUGUGGGAUAUGGACAAAGAUGUAAAGAAAUCAAUGUGCCGGUGUUAGAAAACUUGGUUCAGUUGCGCCAUAAAAUUGCUAGGUUGCUUGGGUAUGAUAAUUAUGCAGAAUAUGCUGUUGGUUCUAGGAUGGCAAAGAGUUCCUCAAAGGUUUUCGAAUUCUUGGAGGAAUUAUCUACAAGUUUAUCUGACUUGGCUGCCAAAGAACUUGCUAUAUUGAAGGAGUUGAAAACAACAGAGGAAGGAGACAUUCCUUUUGGAAUUGAGGACUUGCUAUAUUAUGUUAAAAAGGCUGAAGAAGAUAAGUUCCAUCUAGAUUUUGGUGCCCUUAAAGAGUAUUUUCCUCUUAGCUUGGUUCUUCAAGGGAUUUUCAAAAUACUUCAAGAUGCUUUUGGAUUGAGAUUUGAAGAAAUAGUCAUUGCUGAGGUGUGGCAUGAGGACGUACGUGUUUUCUCUGUCUUUGAUUUGAGCUCUUCUGAACUUAUGGGCUAUGCGUACUUCGAUCUCUACUCCAGGAAAGGAAAAUACGGCCAGACUUGUGUUUUGCCUCUCCAAAAUGGUUCAUUAUCAGCAAAUGCUGCUAGACAGGUUCCAGUUGUUCUACUGAUGUCUGAUAUUUUAAAGGGGGAUGUUAACUGUCCUGCAUUACUGCGAUUCUCUGAAGUUGUUAGUCUUUUCCAUGAAUUUGGCCAUGUGGUCCAUCAUUUAUGCAAUCGGUCGCCACUUGCUCGAUUCUCUGGCUUGCGUGUUGAUCAUGACUUUGUGGAGAUGCCUGGUCAUGUAUUUGAGAACUGGUGCUAUGAUAGCAACGUCUUGAAAUUAAUAUCUGGUCAUUAUCAGGAUAUCACAAGGCAAAUUAAAGAUGAUAUCUCUACGUCUUUGCAAAGAUGGAGACAUUCAUUUUCUGCGCUCAAAAUGACUCAGGAAAUUCUUUACUGUCUUUUUGAUCAAAUAAUACAUUCUGCUGACAACGUCGACUUCCUUGAGUUAUUCAAGUAUCUCCAUCCCAAGGUGAUGCUUGGAUUACCUAUCUUGGAAGGCACAAAUCCAGCUUCGUGUUUUCCUCAUUCAGCUAUUGGUUAUGAAGCUAGUUGCUACAGUCGCAUUUGGAGCAAGGUUUUUGCUGCUGACAUAUUUGCUUCCAAAUUUCUUGAUGGUGGUCUCAACCAUCAAAUUGGCAUGCAGUUUCGCAAUAAGGUACUAGCUCCAGGGGGAGCAAAGGACCCACUUGAAUGUUUGACAAGUUUCAUGGGAAGAGAACCGUCGAUUAAAGCAUAUGUAGAUAGCAUAGCCUUUUCAAGUGACUGAUGAAGCAGCAAAUAAUUUAGUCAGAUGCAUUAACUUUUAACUUCAGGGUUAUUCAAGAGCCUGAACAAUAAACUCAAAUAAUGUAGGGAUAUGAAUCAUAUAUGAUUCGUCUAAAGGUCUUCUUUUUCUAGACUGGACAGCCUCUUUUGUAUUUGCCAAAAGAAAGCUCGGUGCAAAUUAGGGUUUUUUUUCUUCUGAUUUGAUGAAGUUAUUAUUCAUCCAUGUAAAGAAUACAUUUUUGAGUACAAGUCACAAAUGUACUUUUGUUGAAUAAUUGCCUCUUGUUAUUCUAGUCUUUGAUCACUUUGUGUUUGCUUUUCCA